Molecule: messenger RNA, 670 nt
Organism: Olea europaea var. sylvestris
Lineage: Eukaryota; Viridiplantae; Streptophyta; Magnoliopsida; Lamiales; Oleaceae
Product: 60S ribosomal protein L27-3-like
Exons: 1
Coding region: 66-473 (135 amino acids)
Biological process (GO): translation
Cellular component (GO): ribosome; cytosolic large ribosomal subunit
Molecular function (GO): structural constituent of ribosome
Source: RefSeq, a predicted model, not a curated record
CCGUGGCGCCUCUGCAUUUCCCAGAAUAACAGAGAGAGAAGAGAGAGAGGACCAAAUCUGUGGCAAUGGUGAAGUUUCUGAAACCAAGCAAGGCGGUGAUUGUCCUCCAGGGACGGUACGCCGGUCGGAAGGCGGUGAUCAUUCGCAACUUCGACGACGGCACACGCGACCGCCCUUAUGGCCACUGCCUGGUGGCUGGUUUAGCCAAGUACCCGCGCAAGGUCAUCCGCAAGGACUCCGCCAAGAAACAGGCUAAGAAAUCACGCGUGAAGUGCUUUAUCAAGCUGGUGAAUUACAACCACAUCAUGCCGACACGUUACACCCUCGACGUGGACCUAAAGGAUGUGGUAUCACUCGAAUCCCUCCAGUCCAGAGACAAGAAGGUGACUGCAGCGAAGGAGGCCAAAGCACGGUUCGAGGAGCGGUUCAAGACUGGGAAAAACCGAUGGUUCUUCACCAAGCUCAGGUUCUGAGGAGGACAUUCUGGUAAUUUUAAUUUGGAUCUAGUAGUAGUGCUUUGAAAAAGAGGGAUUUUUGUUCUAUUACGUUUCCAAAGUGACUCUGCAUUUGAAGUUGACGUGUAUUUCGAAGUUACUCUUUUUAGAACUGUUUAUGCUGAGAAAUUUAUCUGGUAUCUUCUUCAAUUCCAAUUGAAAUGCUGGCUUUUUCA